AUGAUUGGUGCUUCCUCACUUCCAGAAUUUGAUGAUUUCGAUGAUGGAAAAGUAUAUGAAAGAUGCCAUAAAGCUGCCGCACGUGGAGACACCAGAAAUUUCGUGAUCGAGUUUGAUAGCACCAAAGCAUACGCGGCUCACAAUCUGAACGACGCCUCUGUGAAACAGCUUUUACAGCUCGAGCGAGCAAAGCAUUCAAGUGCGAGAUGGAUCAACAUCUGGGCCCCAGAACAACAAAAGGAAGUGGUGUCGGCAUUGGCAGAACAUUACAACUUUUCGCCUCGGCUCCGUGGUAUCAUGAGCUCCGAUCAUUCUACGAUUGCCCAAGUAGCGCCCGCGACUCCUCAUCGUCGUGUCCUCUCGCGAGGCAAGAAGCCCGACAUGGAGCGCAAAUCAGUCGAGUCGCAAUCGCUCGAUCUCGAGAAAGAUGGAAUGGCGGUUCCCACUUCCCUCCGUCCCCCCAUGCUUGAUCUGAGCCAUUACAGAUUGGUGGAAGAAGUGUGGCAUUAUUGCUCCAUAGAUUGGAGCAAUAAAUAUCUCUGUAUUGGCUACAAUUCGCUUUCUGACACGAGAGCGGAUUCGGAAUACCGAAGUACUCAAACUUAUGAAGACGAUUCUGAGUCAACCGAGCAUGUAAAAGAUAAGCCUAAAGGAAUAAGAACGUGGACUUGGUUGGUGUUGUGUGAUGACGGCACCGUAAUUUCAAUAUAUGAGAAUCCUUUCCUCGGCCCCCUUGGGGGCAUGACGGGAAAUGAACAACCACUUUUGAACGUCAUCAGGCGUAAUCUUCUGAACGUCUUCAUGCAGCUAUCCGAAGUCAACGACGGGCGCAGGAAGACCAAUCCUAUCAAUACGCUUGAUAUCAGACCAAGCCUCGGCUCCAAUCAAUCAAGUGACAUAACAAUAGCAGAUUCCCCUAGUUUGCUGUUCUACUACCUCUUUGACGAUUGGUAUACGAGCUAUGCCUUGGUAGCCAAGAGUGAGCACCAAUACGCAAUGGAACUCGAAAAGCUUCGCGAAAAUAUGUUCACCAAGCCUCAAGUUCCUCUAAUUCAGAGAUUACACCAAUACGGGCGGGAACUUGCCGUCUUAAAGCGUAUGUAUCAGAGCUAUGCGCUCAUCAUUGAACGCAUAUUAGACAGACAAAAGCCCUUACACUCAAGCACCGGAGACCCAUCGAGUGUGAGGGACAACCAUGGCGAGGCUUUGAUAUCAGAAGGGCAAGUCACAUCCAAGAUCCAAACUUUCGGUGCUCCUCUGUCUUCGGCCGCCACUGUGCGCUUCGAACGUCUGCGCGAUAGAAUCAACCUCUACGCCCUCAGCGAAAUACAAGAAUGCCUUGACGAAAAGGACUCUCUGGUCUUUCUGAACUUCAAUCUGAUAACGCUCAAAGAAUCUCAAGCGGUCGAGCGCCUUACACGCAUCACCAUUCUCCUUGCCAAAGUCACUAUUCUCUUCAUGCCUGUUUCACUCAUGACCGCUUACUUCUCGACGCAACUGAGCGAUCUCGCCAAUCUCUACACCAUUAAGACUUACUGGAUAUGCUUCGUGGUAAUUAUGUCAUUGAGUUUUGUGGGUCUGGCGUUGUUUGGUGUAGCAAGUGGGACGUUGGAGGGGAAGCCGAUCUAUCGCAGCUUCACGCAGACUAUGGUAGAUGCAGGGAGAGGCAAGUGGAAAGCGAGAAGAGAGAGGAAAGAUCGCUAA
Letharia columbiana is the source of this 1704-nucleotide messenger RNA. RefSeq lists its product as uncharacterized. The coding region runs from base 1 to 1704 and encodes 567 amino acids. NCBI's taxonomy places the organism in Eukaryota, Fungi, Ascomycota, Lecanoromycetes, Lecanorales, Parmeliaceae. The record is from RefSeq and is a predicted model, not a curated record. Gene Ontology annotation, molecular function: magnesium ion transmembrane transporter activity; cobalt ion binding; magnesium ion binding. The transcript has 9 exons.